This is a messenger RNA of Prosopis cineraria, 1612 nucleotides long. Its product is annotated as plant UBX domain-containing protein 1-like. Gene Ontology annotation, biological process: protein-containing complex disassembly. The record is from RefSeq and is a predicted model, not a curated record. Gene Ontology annotation, molecular function: ATPase binding. The transcript has 7 exons. Lineage: Eukaryota; Viridiplantae; Streptophyta; Magnoliopsida; Fabales; Fabaceae. Bases 73 to 834 code for a protein of 253 amino acids.
CCAGAUACAAAUCCGUGGAGGCUACCUAUGCGUUAGCGUUCCCUGAUUUCGCUCCCUACUCCUCUUUCUCUCAUGAUUUUGGAUGAUCCUCUUUCUUUAACCUCGAAGAGGAGGCGGAUCACAGCCAUUGAUUCCAUGGAUGCUGAAGCAGCUAAGGCCAAGCUUGCAGCUAUCAAGGAAAGGUUUGGACGAGAGAUCCGUGUAUUCGAAACAUCUUCAGUUUCUGCAGCACCAAAUGCUACAGCUAACAAUGAAGAGACUGAUGAUUUCUAUGAGUUCACCGCUGAAGAUUAUUAUCAACUGUUGGCUACUAAAAAGGAAGAUAAAUUCUUGAAGACUCGCAAGAUCCGAGAAGCAGAAGAGGCGGCUCGUAGGUCAAGAAUGACCAAAGCUGUUAUUAGAGUUCGCUUUCCUGAUAAUCACACAUUAGAGGCUACAUUUCACCCUUCCGAAACACUCCAAAGUUUAGUUGAUUUACUCACCAAAGUGAUUGCACAACCAGAACAGCCAUUCUGUAUAUAUACUACUCCCCCAAGGAAGCUGAUUAAAGACAUGUCUCAAGAUUUUUAUGCUGCUGGCUUUUGUCCCGGUGCCAUCGUGUACUUUUCUCAUAAUACUCCCCUAGGUGAAAGCAGCAUGGCUGAACAUACAGGGCCCUUCCUACUAGAGGAUGUCGUGUCUUUGAAGGGGUUGGAUGUAACUAAUGACCAUGGCCAGCAAUCUGAACCUGUACAGUCUGCACCUGAACCUGUUGAAGCUUCACAAACCCCUGCUGUUCAAGAACGCAAGCCUGCUGAUAAAAAGCUUGUCAAGCCGAAGUGGUUAAAAAUGUGACAUCAAUUAUUCAUGGUUGAAGGGGCCUGCAUUUGUUCUUUAGGGUAGCGAUCAUGACUUUGGGCGGUGAUUGCUGCAGGGGAAAUUCGCUUGUGCUUGAUGUGGAACUAUAUAUGGAUUAAUUAAUGUUCCCGUGAGGCGGCUUUUUCAUGUGGUUAAAUUAACGUUACCUCUAUGAUUGUUUAUGUUGAAGUGGGUACACAAGAACCUUCCUCAGUGUCUCGUGAUGAAUCCAAAAGCAUGCUGCCUAGUUGCUUCUCUCUUCCAUUUGUCAGUACUUUGUAGAUAAUUAUCUGUAGCCCUGAGUGGUUUUCCUUCCUUCUGCUAAUGUUGCAUGCAUCACAGAAGGUAUCGACGCCUGAGACUUUUUUUUUUUAAAAUGGUGAACAUUCUCUAAUGCAAGCAUGGAAUCUUGAGAUGGCUGUUGCUUCUUGCUAAUGCUAUCCUGUAAGUUCGUCUGCUCUGUGGGCUUCUAGAACUCGAGAGCGUAAGGUAUUGUUUCGCCUGCACGGAUCAGGAUAUGCCUAUUGUGUAGGUACCUGCACUUGUUGAUGCCGAGUAUGUUGCCUAGUUUAGUCAUCUUUCUUGAUGAACAUUCUUGAGGAGAAUUAUCAGCCACAUUGGCAGCACAUGAAAACCCUGGAUUUGUAUUUCGUUUGCACAAUGUUUGGAUGCACAGGCAUUUAGAUUUGGAUUUGGGUUAAAUUUGUUGUUUAGAUAAUUAAUGCAUAUAUUUGGAUUUGAAAUUUGAAAUUAAUGUAUAGAUUUUCAAAUUUAA